UUGACCAUUUUCUGGUGAUUUUAAAAAUGCGAAAGUACUUUACAUGUGCAGGGAUGGUGGAAUGGGUGGGUAGAAAGUUUAACCAUCACAUCUCACAUGGACUUGGCAAUACACUUGGCCAUCUCUUAUCUCUUUGCACCCGCGGCUUUAUAGCACGAAGGCAGAAGUUGUCUCAGUGUGGGCUCCAUACAGCAGAGAAUCGACCAGUAACAACAACAUCCGCAAAAAAAGAAUAUUGCUGCUGGUCGCUCGGCCGUCAUGUUUCACAGGUAAAUGGACAGGAUCGCGUGUUGUUCGCGUGGCCGAGCCCGACCGAAUAUCCACGGAUAUUUCCGAGCUGCAUCAUUGCACAAAUAGCGUCAUUAGAUGCGGCAAUCGCACUGCAUCCAGAAAGGAAGAGGCGAAGAGGAACAAAGGGAAGAAAGUUGAGAGACGCCGUUGCAUGAUAAGGAUAAAUCACGUGGACUUGUGCACCGAGUUCUUUCAAGUUUUAUGGAAAAAUUAUGUC
Molecule: messenger RNA, 508 nt
Organism: Fopius arisanus
Lineage: Eukaryota; Metazoa; Arthropoda; Insecta; Hymenoptera; Braconidae
Exons: 3
Coding region: 27-446 (139 amino acids)
Source: RefSeq, a predicted model, not a curated record